AUGUCAAAGAAACGUCGUCAUGACUCGUCUGAAGAUGAACUCGACGCCGAACCGAUUCCAUCCGAUCCCGAAGAGCGUCGCAGCGAAACCGUUGUUAAGCACCAUUCAUCAAAACGCGAUGAAUCUUCGAGAAAUGUAGAAUCAUCGAAGAAGUCUGUAGAGGAUCGCAAAAAGUCGUCAGUCAAGAAAGCAAAAGAGCACAGCUCUUCGGACACAGAAAAGUCUCGCCCGCUUACACAGUUCGGAUGGAGAAAAGUGCAGGAGUCGUCUCUGUGCGUAAGGAGAACUCCAUGCAAAGAUCAAAUCAACGCUACAAAUGCGAGGGAAGGUAAGAGCCAUCAAAAACGAAUGAAAAGGCGAAAGAAUCUUCACCUGUCCGUGAGCGCAAUAAAGUUAGCCGAUCGCGAUCUAGAAGCCCUUCUGACAGACCUAAGCGGGAGAAUAAAGAAAGAGAAGAACGCUCGAAAAACACCCGCGAGCGUCGUUCCGCUUCUCCAGCAGAAAGGCGUCUUCGUUCUCCGGAGCGAAACAGAAAGGCGUCUUCGUUCUCCGGAGCAAAAAACUUCACGAAAGAAAGCGGAACCUGAGUUGGAGUCGAAAAGUAUCAUUAAUCGCUCGCCCUCCAGGGAAGCUACAAAACAAAAAGAAGUUAGCAGUCACAGAGAUUCUUCGAAUUCCGGUUCUGGUCUGGAGGAAUCGAAGUCUUCUGAAGAGAAAAAAGACAGGAAGAAGAAGCACUCUAAACGCAAAAGGUCCAAGUCUGAAUCGAAAAAGAAGCGAAAUCAUUCUACAUCUGGGUCAUCAUCCGAGAACGAGGAUGAUGCUGAAAAAUCGCAUUCCAAAAAGAAGUCAAAAAAAUCAAAGAAGAAGAAAAAGAAGAGUUCAAAGAAGUCAGAAAAGCACAAGCGGAAGCAUAGAGAAUCGGAAAGUGAGUCUGAUCGUGCUUCUCCGGCUAAACGUGAUGAAGACGAUAUAAAGGGAAAGAAAAAGAGAAAAGACUCAGAUUCGGUGGGGGAGGAGGAGGAGAAGGUACGAGCCAAAUCGCCAGUGGAAAAAGAACGUCGUGAGACAGCACAAAAGUCGCGUGAAAAGGAACCGGAAGAGCGGGAGUCAUCCAAAAGAGGACGUCGUGAUGAAUCACCCGAAAGGAAAGCUCGCCGAGACUCUGCCAAGGAAAAACCCAGAACGAAGGAAAGCUCCGAGGACGAAUCCUCUGAUGAGAAGAGAGACGAACGAAGGAGAAGGAGAGACGAGUCGUCUCCUGAAAGAAGCAGUAGGAGAAGCCCUAGAACAAUAGACAGGCGUCGGAGUGGAGAAGAGAGGUCAUUUGACAGAUCUCGUAGGGAUCGUAGCAGGUCUCCAGUGGCGCAGAGAAGAGAGCGAAGCAUAAGUCCGUCUGAACGGAGACCUCGGCGACCACCUAACUAUCGCUUCCGUCGAGAGACCUAUUUGGAUAAUCGCUGGCGUCAAGAGGAGAGCAGACGGUGGGACGAUCGUCGUCGAAGGGACGAUUCACGUGAUCGCAGACGUCGUGACGAUUCGCGCGAUCGCAAACGUCGUGACGAUUCACGCGAACGUAAACGACGAGACGAUUCACGCGAUCGUCGACGCAAACGUAGCGAUUCCAGAGGACGAGCAGGAGCGGAAAGUCCGAAAAUGUGGCCGAAGAAGGUGAAGAAGGAAGUGAGCUCGUCAGAUAGCUCUGAUGCUGAGGGAACGACAAGUUCCCCUGAGAGAAAACGCGCUAAGGGGGAUUCGCCAGCACCUAAAAAGAGUUCUGUGGACGAGUUGAGAAGAGGAAGACAAAGAUCGAAGUCAAGAUCACCUUCACCUAAACGAAAGGAUACGAGAACCUCCCGAAGUGAGGACGACAGCCGCAGACGAGAUGCUCCAAGAGAUCGAGAUUCGAAAGGAAAUGGUGUCAGCAGAUCGCGUGAGAUCAAAAAGGAGCCUGAAGAUGACGACAAACCGAAGUCGCGUGACUCCUCUUCGAAGGGCUAUGGACUCGAAAAAAGACCUAAAAGAGAAGCAGAAGAUGAUGAAGGUCCAGAAGGAGAGUCUGCUAUGAAAUCAAAAGAACGAUGGGGAGCUUCGGAAGGUUGGGGAUCCGACAAAAAAUCUGGCGCACCAGCAAAGGAGAAGGAGAAGGUAAACCUUGGUGUCAGUGGAAAACUAGCUGAAGAUACUAACAUGUAUCGCGGUGUGCUCAUAAAAUACAAUGAACCACCUGAGGCCAAAAAACCAACGAUCAGGUGGCGCUUGUAUCCAUUCAAGGGCGAGGAGGCGUUACCCGUCCUGCAUAUACACAGACAGUCGGCAUAUUUAAUAGGCAGAGAUCGAAAAAUUGCCGACUUGCCCAUUGAUCAUCCAAGUUGCAGUAAACAACACGCUGUUCUACAGUACAGAUCGGUUCCUUUCGAACGCAGCGAUGGAACGAAAGCUCGUCGUGUGUUGCCUUAUAUCAUUGACUUGGGCAGCUCAAACGGCACACUUCUCAAUGGAGUCAAGAUCGAACCUCAGCGGUAUGUCGAGCUUAAAGAGAAAGACGUGCUCAAAUUUGGUUUCUCCAGUCGAGAAUUUGUCGUUUUAAAUGAGAAGUCGGCUGGAGACGACGGUGCAUCUGAUGCGGAACCCGCUAAAUCACCAGGAUCGGAAUAG
Molecule: messenger RNA, 2658 nt
Organism: Ostertagia ostertagi
Lineage: Eukaryota; Metazoa; Nematoda; Chromadorea; Rhabditida; Trichostrongylidae
Source: the annotation of a GenBank genome assembly